Ilex paraguariensis (yerba mate) is the source of this 735-nucleotide messenger RNA. The record is from the annotation of a GenBank genome assembly. NCBI's taxonomy places the organism in Eukaryota, Viridiplantae, Streptophyta, Magnoliopsida, Aquifoliales, Aquifoliaceae.
AUGGGGAAUAAAUGGAAGCCUUGUUCAGGGUAUAAAUUAAAGGAAAUAACUGGCAGCAAAAUAUUCGCAGCUAAUGGUGAAGAUGGUGCACAAGAAUUGGGCAACAGUAAUCUUAAUCCUAAUAACAGAACAUCAGUGCGUAUUGUUCAGCAAGUGGCAAAUGGAAUAAGUCAGAUCUCAUUCAGUGCUGACGAAAAGAUUUCUCCAAAGAAGCCUAUCACUAUCCCUGAGGUAGCAAAGCAGCGUGAAUUAAGUGGAACACUGGAAAGUGAGUCUGAUAAGAUUAAGAAGCAGCUGUCAGAUGCAAAGUGCAAGGAACUAAGUGGACAUGACAUAUUUGGCCCUCUUCCCGAAAUUCCUUCUCGAUCAUUGGCUGCUGAACGCUCUCUGGAAUUAAAAGAAAACAAAGAUGUGGGGGAACCUGCACCACGAAAUGUACGCACGUCUGUCAAAGUUUCUAAUCCUGCUGGAGGUCAGAGCAAUAUCCAAUUUGGUGAAGUGCCUGUGAUCAAGACAGCAAGGAAGAUACAUAACCAGAAAUUUGCUGAGCUGACUGGCAAUGACAUCUUCAAAGGCGAUGUUCCUCGAGGGUGUUCUGAAAAGCCUCUGAGCAUGGCUAAGCUCAAGGAAAUGAGUGGCAGUAAUAUAUUUGCUGAUGAAAAGGUGGAAUCCAAAGACUAUUUGGGUGGCAUCCGCAAGCCCCCAGGUGGUGAGAGCAGCAUUGCCUUGGUUUAG